UUGCCAUCGACCGACUCUAAUUCUGCUAGGGUUUUCUUGAAGAGAGGCCGAAGGAAAUAGUCGGACCCUCAAACGGAAGCCGACGACAAGGCAGCUCCGACACCGAUGAGCGACUAGGCCAUGAUACCCAGCGGCAUCGGAGAACUCUAGGAGGAGCGGCUCCGAUCGCGGAGCAGCGGAAAGUCCGCGAUGAACGGCGAACAGAUGGACAUCGAGGCCUAUGCGGCACUAUAUACUGGAAGGACGAAGGUCUUGAGGCUUCUGUUCAUAGCGGAACAGUGCGGAAACCAGAGUAUGCAGCUGGAGGCCCUCCGUAUGGCCUAUGACGAGAUUAGGAAGGGUGAGGACUCCCAUCUCUACCGGCAGGUCGUGCAGAAAAUCGACGCAGGACUAGGCCCGCACUGCGAAUUGGACCAUUCUUGGGCUGACGCUAUCGACCGCCGCGCUGAGCAGCGAAAGGAGAAGCUUGAGAACGAGCUCAAUAGUUACAAGACAAAUUUGAUUAAGGAAAGCAUCAGAAUGGGCUACAAUGAUUUUGGAGAUUUCUAUUAUGCUCAUGGUCAAAUUGGUGAUGCAUUUAAGAAUUAUGUUCGAACUCGUGACUAUUGUACUACUUCGAAGCAUAUUAUUCAAAUGUGUUUAAAUGUGAUACUUGCUAGUAUUGAGCUGGGCCAGUUCAUGCAUGUUUCCAACUAUGUGUCUAAAGCUGAGCAAACACCUGAUUCAUUGGAUCCCAUUACUGUUGCAAAAUUACGAUGUGCUGCAGGAUUAGCUCACUUGGAAGCUAAGAAGUACAAGCUUGCUGCUCGCAAGUUCCUUGAAACUGGCCCAGAACUGGGAAACAACUAUUCCGAAGUAAUAGCGCCUCAAGAUGUCGCUACUUAUGGUGGACUUUGCGCUCUGGCUUCUUUUGACCGGACAGAGCUGAAGAACAAAGUCAUAGACAAUAUCAGCUUCCGAAAUUUCCUAGAGUUGGUGCCUGAAGUUAGGGAACUUAUUAAUGAUUUCUAUGCAAGCCGGUAUGCAACUUGCUUGGAUUAUCUUGAGAAUCUGAAACAUAAUCUUCUCCUGGAUAUUCAUUUACAUGAUCAUGUUGAACCAUUAUACACUCAAAUUCGCCAUAAAGCCAUCAUUCAGUAUACCCAUCCUUUCAUUUCCGUUGAUCUGCCCACAAUGGCCAGUGCCUUCAAGACUACCGUUGCUGGGCUACAAAAGGAACUGGAGGCCUUGAUUACUGACAACCAGAUACAGGCUCGAAUAGACUCGCAUAACAAAAUCCUUUAUGCCAGACAUGCCGAUCAGAGGAACGCAACAUUUCAAAGAGCACUUCAAACUGGUGUUGAGUUUGAAAGAGAAGUUAGAGCAAUGUUGCGUAGGGCCAAUCUUAUCAAACAUGAUCACAACCAGAGAGGCUCCAGGAAGCUAUGAUUCGAAGGACCGGCUUCCGGCAACCUGAGUUUGAUGAGUUUUUUCUUUGAAUUUUGCUCCUCAAUCCUGUGCCUUAACCGAAGAGAUCAAAAGUGGCCAUUUGCAACUCAGCCAACCAUUGAAUCUUUUUUUUUUUUUCAAUGUCAAAUUAUGGAGAGUAUAAAUUAAUUUCUCUUAGGUAUAUUGUUCUUGAAAGAUUUAUGUACUUUUUGUUGGAAUUGGCGGAAAUUGUAUGGUUGAAAUAUGAAAAUCCUGUAUACUCUAUGUCCUGGAAACCCGUCACCAUACAGAAUGUAGCUCCCCAAUUUGAUGCAGGAAAUUGUAAUUCCAUUCUUAAGAUCCUC
Messenger RNA from Dendrobium catenatum, 1772 nucleotides. RefSeq names its product COP9 signalosome complex subunit 1. The transcript has 6 exons. Bases 190 to 1428 code for a protein of 412 amino acids. NCBI's taxonomy places the organism in Eukaryota, Viridiplantae, Streptophyta, Magnoliopsida, Asparagales, Orchidaceae. Gene Ontology annotation, cellular component: COP9 signalosome. The record is from RefSeq and is a predicted model, not a curated record.